AUGGCCCGCCCGCCCUCCAUGUUCCACGCCUUCCUCCGGCCCUCGAUCCUCCAGAUCCUGCGCGCGACGGGCUACCACAGCACGCGCCCGGCGGUGCUCGACACGCUGACGGACAUUGCGGCGCGGUACCUGACGCUGCUGUGCGAGAAGACGGCGGGCAACGCGGCCAACAACCACGGCGACGCGGGCGACUACGACGUGGUGGACGUGCGGAUGGCGCUGCAGGAGGUGGGCGCGCUGCUGCCGGACCAGGCGUGGCGGCAGGAAGAAGACAUGAGGGGCGUCGAGGAGUUCAUCGGCUGGUUCGCGGGCCCGCGGAUGAGGGAGAUGAUGGAGAUGGGCAGCGGGGACACGGAGAGCGAUGCGACGGAUUAUUUGGCGGCCCUCAAAAAGAAGCAUAGCAAGACUGGUGACGAUGCAAAGUGGCAAGGCACCAUCUUUGGCAAAUCAACCGACGGCAACGAAAUCCUUGUCGAAGGCGGGCCCAUAACGAGCAUCAGCGAGUGGAUAUCCCAACGG
This is a messenger RNA of Trichoderma reesei QM6a, 519 nucleotides long. RefSeq lists its product as uncharacterized. The annotation marks the transcript as partial. The transcript has 2 exons. Gene Ontology annotation, molecular function: protein heterodimerization activity. Lineage: Eukaryota; Fungi; Ascomycota; Sordariomycetes; Hypocreales; Hypocreaceae. The record is from RefSeq and is a predicted model, not a curated record.